AUGACAAUGGUGAAGGCCUCCGAGCUGGCAGGCCUGCACUUCUCUGUGGGCAAAGUAGAGCGCCAGCUCAGCACCCACCAAGAGCGCUUCACCCCCAACGCUGCCGUCUACCUGGCAGCCACCCUCGAGUACCUGACAGCCGAAUUAUUGGAGUUAUUUGGCUACAAAGCAAAGGACGACCGAAAGGAAUGCAUAUCCCCCUGUCACAUCAAGCAAGCUAUAGUCAACGAUGAGGAGCUCAAGGGGCUGCUGCAGGAGAUCUACAUCUCCAACAGGAAGUCCAGAGUAGCCGCCGCCAAGAGGAUACACCGCAGGAGGGGCAUCAGGAGACGCAUCGGCCAGAGGAACAAAGGGAAGCCAGGACGCAAGCCCAAAGAAAUGGCUUCCCCAAGCAGACAGCAGCCCAGCUCAUCCUGAAGGCCAUCUCCAGUCACUUUGUUAGCACGACGACCUCCUCUCUGAAAAACAUAUACUUUGUGCUGUUUGACAGCGAGACGUUCGGGGUCUACCUGCAGGAGUUGGCCAAGCUGGACGCCAAGUGAGGAGAGCCAACGUUUUUGUUUUUGUUUGUUUUAUAACUUUAUGGCAGUUGCCAUGGAGAUUCCAGAGCGCCAACCCAGCACAGCUCUUCAUUCCUGCGUUCGUUGUUUUCCAUUUUAAUUUGUA
Molecule: messenger RNA, 666 nt
Organism: Sardina pilchardus (European sardine)
Lineage: Eukaryota; Metazoa; Chordata; Actinopteri; Clupeiformes; Clupeidae
Product: histone H2A-beta, sperm-like
Exons: 5
Coding region: 1-417 (138 amino acids)
Biological process (GO): heterochromatin formation
Cellular component (GO): chromatin; nucleosome
Molecular function (GO): structural constituent of chromatin; protein heterodimerization activity; DNA binding
Source: RefSeq, a predicted model, not a curated record